Corylus avellana is the source of this 984-nucleotide messenger RNA. RefSeq lists its product as uncharacterized. Lineage: Eukaryota; Viridiplantae; Streptophyta; Magnoliopsida; Fagales; Betulaceae. The record is from RefSeq and is a predicted model, not a curated record.
UACCACGAAUAUGACUAUAGAAAAAGAAACAUCCUAGAAAAUGAGGAGAAAGCGAGAACACAUAAGCAACUAGGAAGGAGGAAAAUAGACGUGCAAUUGAUUGUCUUCCUUGAACUAACUUUCCUUUCCCAUGUUGCAGAUGUCCCUUUAGAAUCUGGGAAAGGUUGUGACUUGUGGAGAUUCUCAAUCCAAGGAAAGGCAAAUCAAUCAUCAAUGGAGAAUAGAUAUGGUUUAGUCAGGCAGAGCAGUGGUUUGUGGAGAUGCUUGAGAGAUGGAGACUUUGAGGAAGAAGAUGUUUGGGCUGUUCUCAGAGACAGAGCAGAAGGGAAUUCAACUUCCUCCAUGGCUGACAAAUCCAAGGAAUCCUCUGUUUCUGUUCCUAGGCCAUUCCCAAGUGCUACAAGAAUGAUUCCAAGAGCUACUACAAGUAGCAGUAGUUGCAGUGACAGUUCCUCUCAUGAACCCAAAAUUGUUCAGCAAUCAGCACCUGUCAACAUUCAAAACUGGUCACAGAUUUCUGGACAGAAAUCAAAGAUGGCCUCCAAGAAUUCUUCAUGGCUUGAUCGUGAUGAUGAUGAUGAUUAUGAUGAUGGGGGGCAUGUGGGUGAGGACAGUGAUGAAGAUGACAACAAUUACAAGUUACCCCCACAUGAAGUGGUUGCUAGAAGGCUUGCAAGAAGUCAGAUAUCCUCUUUCUCUGUUUUUGAAGGUGUUGGAAGAACCCUCAAAGGGAGGGAUCUUAGCAAAGUCAGGAAUGCUGUUCUAACAAAAACUGGUUUUCUUGAAUCACCCUGAAGAAAGGGGGGAUCUCCAUGGCCAUGCAUUCAUCAUGCUAUAUUUAUAUUUCCAAUUUCUGUGAUUUUAAAAGCAUACAGGCUUGUGGUGGUUCCUUUAGUCUUAGACUCUUAGGUUGUCUUCUGCUUUGUGUUUAGGGUAUGAAAAAUUUAUUCUAAUGUGAAAAGGCAAUUGAUCCUUCCCCAUUCC